Molecule: messenger RNA, 3748 nt
Organism: Marmota monax (woodchuck)
Lineage: Eukaryota; Metazoa; Chordata; Mammalia; Rodentia; Sciuridae
Product: adhesion G protein-coupled receptor E2
Exons: 20
Coding region: 92-2605 (837 amino acids)
Biological process (GO): adenylate cyclase-activating G protein-coupled receptor signaling pathway; cell surface receptor signaling pathway
Cellular component (GO): membrane
Molecular function (GO): G protein-coupled receptor activity; calcium ion binding
Source: RefSeq, a predicted model, not a curated record
CUUCGUCACAAGUCAUAUUUAAACAGGAAGCAUUCUUAACUCCAACCAGAACCAGAAGUCCUCCAUCACUGGGCUGGCUGGUCUCGGCACCAUGAGGAGCGGAUGUCUAAGACUGGUCCACGGGCUGCUGUGUGUCCUGCUGAGUCUCUCCAGAGCCAGAGCCCAGGGCUCUCAGGCCUGUAACCCCCGGUGCCCUCCUAACUCGGAAUGUGUCAAUGCCACUGCCUGUCGCUGCAAGCCAGGGUUUGCCUCUUCAUCUACAGAGAUCUUCACUGACCCCCUGGAGAUCUGUGAUGACAUCAAUGAAUGUGUGCCACCCAUGAAAGUGUCCUGUGGAAAUUAUUCUGACUGCCAGAAUGUGGAGGGGAGCUACUACUGCAUGUGCAGCCCAGGCUAUGGGCUCCUUUCUGGGGCAAAAAAGUUCACUAAUGAGAGAGAGAACACAUGUCAAGCUGCCGGCUGCCCGCAUCCUGCCCCUCUUCUUCCUCUUGCAGACGUGGACGAAUGUAAGCAGAACCCCAGAAUCUGCAAGGGCCGCAGCACCUGCACCAACACUCAGGGCAGCUACACCUGCCAGUGUCUGCCUGGCUUUGAGAUCAACCCAGAGGACCCGAAGCUGUGCACAGAUGUGAAUGAAUGCACCUCUGGACAAAACCCGUGCCACAAAUCCACCCACUGCCUCAACCAAGUGGGCGGCUACCAGUGCCGCUGCCGACCUGGCUGGAAGCCGGUCCCCGGAUUCCCCAACGGCCCCAACAACACCGUGUGCGAAGAUGUGGAUGAGUGCAGCUCCGGGCAGCAUCAGUGCCACCAGUCCACCAUCUGCACCAACACCCUGGGAUCAUACCAGUGCCACUGCCGCCCAGGCUGGGAGCUGAUUCCUCGGAGAAUCAAUGGCCGGAACAGCACCAUCUGCAAAGUCAUGCCGUUCUUCACCUGGCCUCUGCCCCCUGGAGUCCACAGCCAGAGUCUCUCCCGCUUCUUUGACAAAGUCAACAAUCUGCACAGGGAUUUCAAGCCAGUCGAGGCCAAGGACACCAUCCAGAGGAUCAUGCAGGAUGUGGAUGAGCUGUUGGAGACCCCUGGGGACCUGGAGAACCUGCCCCCCUCACAGAAGCACUGUGUGGCCACUCACCUGCUGGCAGACCUGGAGAGUGACCUGAGACACCUGAGCAGGGGUCUGCCUGAGGGGACAGCAACCUUCAAUUAUUCUGCAGGCACACAACUGUCCCUAGAGGUGCAGGAGCGAGGAGAUGGCAAUGUCACCUUGAGUCAGAAUCAGGCAAAGAUGCAGCUGAACUGGAAUCUGGCACAGGAAUCUGCUCACAGAGGCCCUUCUGUGGUGGGCUUGGUCUCCACCCCAGGGAUGGCCAAGCUGCUGGCCGAGGCUCCCCUAGUCCUGGAGCCUGAGAAGCAGGUGGCUCCCCAUGGGACACACAAGGACUUGCUGCCGAGAGUCUCCUCUGUCCUGCUCUCAGAUGUCAUCUCAGCCUUUUUGAGCAGCAACAACACCCAGAACCUCAGCUCAUCAGUUACCUUCACCUUCUCCCACAAUCUGGUGACACCUGCACCAAGGCAUGAGGUGCUCUGUGUCUUCUGGGACCACAGCCAGAAUGGAUGUGGUCACUGGGCCACUGCAGGCUGCAGAACAGUGGGCACUGGAGAUGGCAGCACCACCUGCCACUGUACCCACCUCAGCAGCUUUGCCGUCCUCAUGGCCCACUACCACGUGCAGGACGACGACCCCGUGCUGAGCGUCAUCACCUGCGUGGGGCUGGGCGUGUCGCUGCUGUGCCUGCUCCUGGCGGCCCUCACCUUCCUCCUGUGCAGAGCCAUCCAGAACACCAGCACCUCCCUGCACCUGCAGCUCUCGCUCUGCCUCCUGCUGGCCCACCUGCUCUUCCUCACGGCCAUCAACAGAACCCAGCCCAAGGGUCUCUCUCCUCCCCAGGUGCUGUGCGCGGUCACCGCGGGCGCCCUGCACUACCUCUACCUGGCCUCCUUCACCUGGAUGCUGCUGGAGGGGCUGUUCCUCUUCCUCACGGCACGGAACCUGACUGUGCUCAGUUCCUCCAGCAGAAACAGGCUCAUGAGGAGGCUCAUGUUCCCUGUGGGCUACGGAGUCCCAGCCGCCAUCGUGGCCGUGUCUGCAGCAGCCAGACCUCACCUGUAUGGCACCCCUGCUCGGUGCUGGCUCAAUCCAGAACAGGGGUUUGUGUGGGGCUUCCUUGGACCCGCCUAUGCCAUCUCUUGUGUCAAUUUGGUUUUCUUCCUGAUGACCCUCUGGAUUGUGAAGACCAAGCUGUCCUCCAUCAACAGAGAUGUGUCCACCCUCCAGAACACGAGGAUGCUGACAUUUAAAGCAAUGGCUCAUCUCUUCAUCUUGGGCUGCACCUGGUGUCUGGGUGUCCUGCAGGCCCCCGUCAUGGCCUACCUCUUCACCAUCGUCAACAGCCUGCAGGGCGUCUUCAUCUUCCUGGUGUACUGCCUCCUCAGCCAACAGGUCCGGGAGCAGUACAGGACAUGGCUCAAGAGUAUCAGGAAACAGAAAACUAAACCUGAGUCCUACACUCUGUCUAGCAAGGCUGUUUCCGAUGCCUCCUGACCCAGCACGACUAAUUAGAAAGAUUGCUGGAGCUACAUCCUCCUUCCCCAUGGAAAAUCUGAACCUCCAUUUUUUAGCCAUUAGGACAGGACAAAGACUCUGUGCUGUGUGUUUCAAGAAACCCAUGGUGUUGGCCAUGUGAAGGGAUUCUUGGAGGACAUGAUCGACAUUCAAUACCUGCAGAACCUGAAAUCUGUCCAUGCCCGACAUGGUGCUGGGCAAACUCAACAUCCAGAUGCCAUCUGCCGCCCAAUUCCUCAGUUUCUCUGUUAAACGUUCUUCUACUGCCCCCUCCCUUCCUAUGAGGCCUCUUCCAUGCAAAAAUUCUAGAAGCAAGAAAACCAGUCUCCCAGGAUGCUCACAACCACAGCAUUCAAAAGGAAUAGAACUCGCCUUAAACUUUUUGUGAAAAAAUAAAAUAGAAAUAGAAAAAAAUUAUAAAAAUAAAAUAUUGUGGUGCCUACAAGGAAGAGACCUUGCUCUAUGUGGGACGUGGGCUUCUGAGGAUGUGGAAGGCUCCCCAGAAUGCCAUAUUCCACUAUAGAUCUUCCAUAGUCAUGUAGAGGCCAAAUUGCCAAGAAAAUUGUUCCCCAGAUAAUUGCCUGACAGACAUGUUAGUAAGUAAGAAGUAAAGAGUAGGAGACAAGACUGGGAAGACAGGGAGAUGGGCCUGGGUCACUUCCUGGGCAGUGAGUACAAACAGCACCUGCAGAUAUUUGCUAAGAAACUUACAAAAAGGCUAUUUUUAAGUCAGGACCUAUGUGACUCUGGUCCGUGCCUUUCCAAGGAAGGAAAAAGGCCUGAUGGACAUAUUGAUUGGACAAAAGGCUUCAUGGACACCCCGUGGACACUGCAUGAAUGAAUAUACUUUGUGACUUUUUCUAAUUGUGCUAAUUAAUGCAAGUAAUGGCUUCUUUGUCUUGUAGGGCUUCUACAGAACAAGCAGUUGUCGUUUGGUAUCAGGGUUAACAUAGACUUGGCACAUUUAUUUUCAUGUGAUUCCCAAUAAUUCAUAUGCAUUGCAAAUAGGUGAGAUUUCAAAAUUACUGAUGAUAUUUCUGGGUGAUGAAUUGGGUGAGUCAAUUUCUUCAUUGAUUGGUCCAUUAUUCUUUUUAAUUAAAAAUUAACCAAGCCUAUAGAAAA